AUGUUCUACGUGGUUCUUUGUGUCGCUGCAUCUUUCAAUCGCUCCACUGAUGAGUCUGCUCUUCUUGCCUUCAAAUCUCAAAUAAAUGAUCCCAACAAAAUCUUGUCUUGGUCUCAAGGAAUUCCUUUUUGUUCUUGGAUCGGCAUUACUUGCGGUCGCAAGCACCAAAGAGUUGUAGGCAUAAAUGUUUCACAUAUGGGCCUAGGAGGGACUAUUGCUAAAGAAAUUGGAAAACUCACUUUUCUGAAAUCCUUGGAUAUUAGCAAUAACAGUUUCCAUGAUUUCAUCCCUGAUGAAAUUGGUAAUAUUUCGAGGCUCCAAGAAAUAAAGAUGCAAUACAAUGAGUUAAAUGGUCAAAUUCCUAGUAGUUUUGGAUUUCUUAAAAAUCUUCAAAAGUUAAAUCUCUCUGGAAACGCUUUCACUGGAGAUAUUCCAAACAUGGUGUUCAACCUCUCUUCUUUGGUAGAGAUUGACUUAGGAAACAACAGACUAUCUGGAAGUCUUCCGAUGGAUAUCUGCAGUAAUCUUCCAAAGUUAGAGAUUCUAGAGAUUCCACUGAAUCAAAUAGGUGGCAUUAUUCCUCCGAGUUUGGGAGGAUGCACCAAGCUCAAGCAACUUUCUUUGAAAAUGAAUAAUUUAAGGGGAGGCAUUCCAAUGGAGAUCGGGAAUUUACCACAGCUUCAAAUUCUCUUUCUAGAAAAAAAUAAUUUGACGGGAAGUAUUCCUGACUCAAUUGGAAACUUAUCUACGCUUCGUUUAUUAGAUAUGGGUUACAAUGGCUUCACAGGUACUAUUCCAAUUUCAAUAGGCAACUUGUCGAAUUUGGAGGUUUUUGGAGUUGCUAAUAACAACAUUCAGGGGUACAUUCCAUCAGAAUUGGGAAGUCUAUCCAAUUUAAUAUGGUUAGAUUUUUCCUAUAACAAACUCGAAGGUGAAAUACCUGAAUCUAUCUUCAACCUCACCAAGUUACAGAUAAUUAAUCUAGUAUCCAAUUAUAUAACUGGCAAUCUUCCGUCAAUAGUUGAUAGACUCCAUAAUCUUCGGUAUAUUGCUCUGGGUUUUAACAAAUUAAGUGGUGAAAUUCCUAGCUCUAUUUCAAAUAUUUCGAACCUUAUUUUGUUGGCGCUUGGUUACAACUCAUUUAGUGGACCUGUACCCGUGAAUCUUGGGAAUUUACAAAACCUCCAAUUUCUAGGGUUAGCUGGUGAUCAGUUGACAAAUGAUCCUUCAAUGUCGGAAUUGGGUUUUCUUAUUUCAUUGAGAAACUGUAGGCACUUGAAAUACAUAUCAAUUGGAUCCAAUUCUUUUGAUGCAAUGCUACCAAAAUCUUUUAGCCUAGGCAAUUUGUCAGCAUCUCUUGAAAAAUUUGAGGCUAACUCUUGCGGUAUCAGAGGCACGAUUCCCAAUGAAAUCGGUAAUUUGAGCAACUUGAUCUCCCUGCAUAUGGGAAGCAAUAAGUUGAGAGGGAGAAUUCCAGAGACGCUGGGAGAACUAAAGAAGAUGCAAUCACUCGCAAUUGAUAACAAUAAACUGGAGGGGCCGAUACCUGUCAGCUUUUGCAAAUUUGAAAAUUUGUACAGCAUAAUAUUAGAGAAAAAUGAGCUCUCUCAAGAGAUACCGGGGUGUUUAGGGAACCUUACAUCCUUACGAAUGGUUAACUUAUCUUUCAAUAGGUUCACUUCCACUAUCCCAUCGUUGUUUUGGACUAACAAGGACCUUGCUAUUGUGGACUUGUCUUACAAUUUACUCGGUGGUUCUUUGCCAUUAGAAAUUGGCAGUGUGACGGGAAUGAGAGAAUUAUAUCUAUUGGGAAAUCGAUUCACAGGUGAUAUUCCCAGCUCUAUUUGGGGGAGACUUCAAAGUUUGGAAUUUCUAAUAUUGGCAGAAAAUAAGUUACAUGGUCAUAUACCUGAGACAUUUGCUAAUUUGAUUGCAUUGCAAUCUUUAAAUCUAUCUCAAAACAAUCUCUCUGGUGUAAUUCCCAAGUCACUCGAAUCACUUCGGAAUCUUGUGUAUUUUAAUGUUUCAUUCAAUGAUCUCAGUGGUGAAAUUCCGAAUGGAGGAUUUUUCAAGAACUUGAAAGCCGAUUCUUUCAAGGGAAAUAGAGAAUUAUGUGGAGCAUCUCAAUUCGAGGUCUUUCCCUGCAAAGGUAAUAAAUCCAGCUGCACAAGAUUUUUGAAAUAUAUUGUACCACCAGCUGCCUUUGUAGUAGCUUUAGUCAUUAUUCUAAUGGUAUGUUUAGUUAGACGUGGUAAAAGCAGUACGCCUCUUCCACCUCAGUCUAGUUUCCCUUUUGCCUUUGGCGACAAUAGGAUUUCAUAUCAUGAAAUUGUUAAGGCAACCAAUGGCUUUGGCAAAGACAAUCUGAUCGAUAGAGGCAGUAUCGGUUCAGUAUACAAGGGGAUAUUUUCCAAUGGGAUAGUCGCUGCUAUUAAAGUUUUUGAUUUGGAUAUGGAAGAUGCAAACAAGAGCUUUGAUGUUGAGUGUCAUAUAAUGUCCAACAUUCGUCACAGAAACCUGGUCAAGGUAAUUAACAGUUGCUGUAACCUUGAUAUCAAGGCCUUGGUGCUAGAAUACAUGCCUAAUGGAAACCUGAACAAUUGGUUGUACUCUUGUGACUCUGGCCUAAAUAUUGCUCAGAGAAUGGAAAUAAUGAUGAAUGUGGCAGAUGCACUUGAAUACCUACAUCAUGGGUAUCCUUCCCCUAUUGUCCACUGUGAUUUGAAACCUAGCAACAUACUUCUCGAUGAGGAUAUGGUUGCACGAGUAGGAGAUUUCGGCAUUGCCAAACUAUUUACAAAAGAUCAGAGAAUUUCACUGACAAAGACUUUGGGAACAAUUGGAUACAUGGCACCAGAGUAUGGUUCCAGAGGAUUAAUAUCAACUAUGGCGGAUGUUUAUAGUUAUGGGAUUCUGUUGAUGGAAGUACUCACAAGAAAGAAACCGACAGACGAUAUAUUUGUAGGAGAGUUAACAAUGAGGAGAUGGGUGUUCGAAUCAUUUCCAGAUGCUAUAAUGCAGAUAGUGGAUGUGGAUGUACUGAAAGGAGAAGAAAACGUCAAUGCUAGAGAGAGUUGCUUGAAAUUACUCAUGGGACUAGCUCUGGAAUGCACGGUUGAUUUGCCAGAGGAGAGGCUUAAUAUGGAAGAGGUAGUAGUAAGACUCAAGAAAAUCAAAAAUGAAUUCCUCUCUUAG
Molecule: messenger RNA, 3195 nt
Organism: Fraxinus pennsylvanica
Lineage: Eukaryota; Viridiplantae; Streptophyta; Magnoliopsida; Lamiales; Oleaceae
Source: the annotation of a GenBank genome assembly